This is a messenger RNA of Paraglomus brasilianum, 1779 nucleotides long. The record is from the annotation of a GenBank genome assembly. Lineage: Eukaryota; Fungi; Glomeromycota; Glomeromycetes; Paraglomerales; Paraglomeraceae.
AUGCCGUCAUCGUGCAAAGAUAUAAGACAGGAGCUUAUCGACUGCCUACUUAAGUCAAAGUGCGUUCUUGAACAGCGUAACACAGUCAAAGAGUGUCUAAAGGCGGAGCAUGCGAAAGAUGUACCACUAGAGUGUCAUAGUAUCCGUAAGAGUCUAUUCGAAUGUCGUAGAGGAUUGAUUCAUCUCCCCAACACCUAUCUCAUAGCGAGCCAAAAUAAAGAAGAAAUGGCCGUUAGUAUAGCAAACUAUCAAUCAGACAAAAAUAUAUCUACUAUAGAAUACGAUAACGAGAAUAUCUCGCUGGUCAACUUCCUUCCUCAGCAAAGCAUUCAACGGCGACCCAUCUACGACGCGGUAGUUCAGCAAACAGAGAUACCUCCAGUUCCGGUGCCAGCAUUGGUACACCAAAAGAAUAACAUGCCCCCAACGACAACAUCACAACUUGUGCAGGCGCAGGUGGAUAUAGAAGUCACAAAUGAGAUAGAACAUGUACAGACUAAACAAGACUUGCUUGACGAGGUGGAAGAGAAUGAUUCUCAGUGCAUUCCAGAAUCCUCGUCUGUCGGGAACGACCUGAAACAAAAAACCCAGCGUUUCCGUCAAUCGGCGGCCAUGGGAUCUAACACUGAUUUGCGAAAACAAAUAUAUAAAGAUAAAGACCAGUCUUUUACCCAUAAACUGCGUCGCGUCUUUAGCCUGACAAAUCUCAAGAAGGAUGAGAAUUCGCACUCUGAUAAUUUCUCAACAUCACUAUCUAGUAAUUCUUCGUCUUUAUCACAAAAUCAACAAUCACAAUCGAAUUUGAAAUUCUCAUCCCUUCGCGGUAAGAAAGCUCGCCCGCAGACCGAAAUUUUUCACAAGAAACCCUCGUUUUCUUCUAUUGUGGUUACGACUUCCGCGGCUCCCAUAACUCCCGUCGCUUUCAAUCAUACAGAAGUACCAAGCAUAGUCUCACCAUUCUCUCAGGCAUAUGAAAAUCCUGCUGUCCGUAAUAUCAAACCUGAUUCGUCGCGUCGAAAAUCGUUUAUCGAUUUUCCAUCAAUUUUUACCAAAGAUAAAAAAAGCCACAAGAAUCAGGAUGUUGAUAAUAACAACCAGAAGCCGAAUGAGAAGAAUAGAGAGAAGGAAGAGAAAACUGGUAGUCUGGUUUACGAAGAUAUGAAGACAUUCCGUCAGGGACAAAUCCCACCAAGAUCGUCAUCGAUGCCGUCAGGAGUUGAAUAUCAUUACCAACAAUCAAUCCAACCUCAGUCCUCAAUUGUCCAAACAUUUGGGACAGAGUUUGGAUCUACGGCUUCCUCUUCAGAUUCAAUUUCGGAUGAAGAUGAACUUAACGAUGUGCCAUUGAGGCCGUUCUCGCAUUUGCCGUCCCAGCAGCAGCAGCCAAUAUCCAAUGCUCCAGGAAGACGUUUCUCUUCUUUUCUUCCAUCUAUGGCAAGGAACGAUAGCUCCACCAAUAAUGACAGAAUACCCUAUAGUCCCUACUCGAACCGGUUCUCUCAGGCUUCAAGAUCCGUCCCUUCAUUGGGUGCUGUAAGGGAUACAGAAAUCUGUCGAUCUUCUGAGACGCCAACUUUGAAGAAGUUGAAGUUUUCGUCAACCAUUUUCGUACAUGAGACUUGGACUCGGGAUGACUAUGAUAGAAGAGGAGAUCAAACAACAUGUAACAAGUUGACUCCAGCGUUGGCGCAGAAGAUUAAACAGGAACUGAAUGAAUACAAGAUGGCCGAAAUGGAAGUGCACGAGGAUAGUAGGCAGAAUACUCAUUUCUUUGCGUAA